AUGGUGUCGUUGGCGCCCCCGAAGAAGCUGGACGAGCUUCCAGACGAAAUUCUUCUUCGCGUUCUUUCCUUCCUAGAACCCUACGACUUCCCCGGUCUGCAGCUCGUUUGCCGAAAGCUCCAGAAAAUUUCCCUCGAUAAUAACCACUGGCGAUCGAGGACAUUUGACGAGUCGCCAUUCGUGGAGGCUUUACAAAGACGGCGGCGCUUCACUACCUUUGCCGACGACGACAUCACUGACUACCCUCUCUUCAGCACCGCUGCAGUACAGCUGAGUGAGGAAGAAAAUGGUGACACAGAACUGGAACCCCUCUUCUACGACGAGGAAACACAGGAGCAGCGCAAGGUGCAGCGGUACAGAGACAUGGCGAACUGGGAUCCUUCAUUUCCGACAGAGCCGGUCUUUUGGUACAAUGAGUACAUACAACGCUAUGCGCCUAUUGCGACAAGUUGGCUGCAGCAGCCCAAGAUCCGAGAUGGGACUGAGGAAGAUACGCUGGAUGUCCGAGGAAUGGCACUCUACAGCCCAAGUCGAGAGACUGACGAAUUGCUUGUGGUAUCACCAUUGGACGACGGCUCCAUGUGCUUGUGGGACGUGAAAGGUACCAGGGGUCGGAAGGGUGCCACAGUCGCGAAAAGCUCGGCUGGCAUCUUAUAUCUCGAUGGACCCCAGACAAUGGGUAGGUCACGCAAGAUCGAUACCGGAGUGACAGAAUGUGUCAGCGUCGACAGCUUUUCCAACAAGGCCUUCGUCGCAGUACAGGGCCACCUGCUAGAGGUGGAUCUCAACCGGCUCGAGGUCGUCGGCGAACAAACAUUCGAGUGGUCCAUCACGGCUCUUUCUUCCGCCGCCCCAGGCUUGCCUUUGACUGUAGGGACCUCUUUGGGAAUACACCUCUACGACUAUAGGGCGCGAGUCAGGUCGCCGAGUGAGAUCAUCGACAGGAUUGACGUUCUGGCCGUGAACUCGACAAGUGGAUUCUUUGAACGGAGGCCAAGCAGAGGCUUCGAUGAUCCGCUGCCGCCUUAUGCUCCUCUGUCACAACCCACCCCUCUGAGCAUCUUGCACCUGCCCAAAGCUUGCGACGAGUACUCCUUUUCGGAUGAUAUCUACGUAGCAGGACGCUUCUCUAACAUCCUUCACUACGAUAGACGCACGUUUCCUUCCAUCAUGGGUUCCAUUCAUUCGGGGGCUCGACUGGCUAGUCUCGCUUCUCUACCGUACCCAUUCUCCACGCUCGACAGCGAAACACGUCGUAGGAGCGACUUGUCUGUCGAGCAAGUCACGGAGUCGAAGACGAGGGACGGAGGCCGGACUCUUAUCGCCGGUGGCGAGUACAACACCAAGGGUUCGCUGGAGCUGUACGGCUUGUGCCCACAACAGGGAGGUUCGUCUGCAGAUCUCAUGCAGAAUUCCACCAUGAAGAACCGGCAGACAUCUUCUCAGUCCAAGAUCCUCUCGGUCGCCAACCAGGGUACUCGCAUCGUGUUCUCGGAUGGCUCGGGGCUUCUGAAGUGGUUUGAACGCGAUGGCUUCACUGAGGUGAGAAGGCACAAGAUCGGACACAGCGAGGUAGACGAGCGCCCGUCCCUUUUCGCCUCCAUGCCAGGCUCCGAUGAUCUCGCGAGGAAGAUAUUGUCGACACAAACGCGUCGCGGACUAGAUAAUGUCAACGACGAUGACAUCCUCUUCUGGACGGGUGAGAAGCUGGGCCUCGUUAGUUUUUCCAGCAAGCCUGGUUUUACCGCAAGUGAAUUUGAGCUACCGGAGCCCAAAUCGGAAGAGGAGGCAAGGAGCGAAGAGGCCGAGAAAGAGUAUGGCGAGAGGAUGAGGAUGGCUCUUGAGCGACAGGCGGAUGAUGUUCGCUUCGUACGAGGCCUAGGACUGGGUUUAAUGGGGUAA
Molecule: messenger RNA, 1902 nt
Organism: Colletotrichum orchidophilum
Lineage: Eukaryota; Fungi; Ascomycota; Sordariomycetes; Glomerellales; Glomerellaceae
Product: F-box domain-containing protein
Exons: 2
Coding region: 1-1902 (633 amino acids)
Biological process (GO): protein polyubiquitination
Molecular function (GO): protein binding
Source: RefSeq, a predicted model, not a curated record